Parnassius apollo (apollo) is the source of this 402-nucleotide messenger RNA. The record is from the annotation of a GenBank genome assembly. Lineage: Eukaryota; Metazoa; Arthropoda; Insecta; Lepidoptera; Papilionidae.
AUGCUGGUAAUUUAUUUGGAAGCCAGCCGGGACCUUUGCGAGACGGACUCAAUUCUUUUUGGCGCCGUACUGGCAGUUUGCUGUAUUAUUGGCGCCAAACUUCCCAUGGCUGGAUGCGCUACUAAACAAAGUAGCGCCAUCCCAGGCUGGAGAAAAAGAAUUGAGGACCGUAUCGCAAAGACAAGGGCCCUUAUCGGCAGACUGACAAGCUUCAGGUCGGGUAAUAAUAGACCGAGAGUUGUGCGCACCGUUAGAAUGGUGUUUGCUGGGACAAAUAUCGGUUUGUCUCAGCUGGAUAUCACGCAAAAAGUAACGGAGCGCAUAGACGUCCUGAAGCAAAAGAUCGCUGCUUGGGGGAAGCGGAUCCGGCGAUUUACCGAGAGGUCAAGGAGGUUCAUCUAG